CCGGCGAGGGGCGAAGGGCCCGGAGGAGGGAAGAGCCUCCAGGAACGGCGGGCGGUGGUGCCGCAGGGGGGAACAGCCCUGGCGUUUUUUCGUUUUGUGUCGCGCCCGCCCGCAGCGCCUUCCGAGCAUCCUCCUCUUUCUCCUCCCUGGUCCUCAGGGAGUGGCCGGCCCGCCUCCCGCUGAUUGACAGCUGCUCCCGCUCGCGCUCUUCUCCAUCCAUUAUUUUGGGAAGGGCGGGUUCCCGGCGCGGCCUAGCCGCUUCUCCCGAAGAAACGCAGGCCGGGGCCUCGAUUUUUUUCUCCCGCCCGGCGAGGGCGGGGACCGGAGGUCUCGGGAUUUAGAUGAAGGGUUCCAUCCCGUUGAUGCCUGAGGCUGUGGCCCUGCAUCAUCUCCUGGAGGACAGAAGGCAGCCCACGGUGUAAGCCACGGCAACGGAGGGGCCAACAUGCUGAAGCCGAGCGGCCUCAAGAUUCCCGGAAGGGCUGGGAAACACUCCAGUCCCGCAGGACGUCCAGGAGGGACAACCGGUGUUGCAGCCACAACUGCCGCAGCCACAAAGGAAGGAUCACCGCAGCACAAACAGGGCUCUACGUCUUCUGCAGCCACCACCGAGAAGCCGCCGGGGUCCAAAGUUGCUGAAGUGGGAGAUGACUUCCUGGGGGAUUUUGUGGUGGGAGAACGCGUGUGGGUCAACGGAGUCAAGCCAGGUGUGAUCCAGUAUUUAGGGGAGACUCAGUUUGCCCCGGGACAGUGGGCAGGGGUUGUUCUGGACGACCCGGUUGGGAAGAACGAUGGCUCGGUGGGCGGGGUGCGCUACUUCGAGUGCCAGCCGCUCCAGGGGAUCUUCACCCGGCCUUCCAAGCUGACCCGCCAGCCCACGACGGAGGGCUCCGGCAGCGACGCUCAUUCGGUGGAGUCCCUGACGGCCCAGAACCUGUCCCUGCACUCGGGCACCUCCACCCCUCCGCUGUCCACCCGCGUCAUCCCCUUGCGGGAGAGCGUCCUCAACAGCACCAUGAAGACCGGGAAUGAGUCCGGGUCGAACCUGUCGGACAGUGGGUCUGUGAAGAAGGGCGACAAAGACUUCAGGCUCGGAGACCGCGUCCUCGUUGGCGGAACAAAGACGGGCGUUGUGCGCUAUGUGGGGGAGACAGAUUUUGCCAAAGGGGAGUGGUGUGGGGUGGAGCUGGACGAACCCCUGGGCAAGAAUGAUGGCGCUGUGGCCGGAACCAGGUAUUUCCAGUGCCCGCCCAAGUUUGGCCUCUUUGCUCCUAUCCACAAGGUGAUCCGAAUUGGCUUCCCUUCCACCAGUCCAGCCAAGGCCAAGAAGAGCAAGCGGAUGGCCAUGGGGGUCUCGGCCUUGACCCACAGCCCGAGCAGCUCCUCCAUCAGCUCCGUCAGCUCUGUGGCCUCCUCUGUGGGUGGAAGGCCCAGCCGAAGCGGACUGCUGACAGAGACCUCCUCUCGCUACGCCCGGAAGAUCUCCGGCACGACGGCAUUGCAGGAGGCCCUCAAGGAGAAGCAGCAGCACAUCGAACAGCUCCUGGCUGAGCGGGACCUGGAGAGAGCCGAGGUGGCCAAAGCCACCAGCCGCAUCUGUGAGGUGGAGAAGGAGAUUGCCAUCUUGAAGGCCCAGCACGAGCAGUAUAUCUCUGAAGCAGAAGGAAAUUUGCAAAGAGCGCGGACAGUGCUGGAAGGAGCUCAGAAAGAAAAAGUGGAGAUGCUCAAUCAGUUAGAAGAAGAGAAAAGAAAAGUAGAAGAUUUGCAGUUCCGUGUCGAAGAGGAAUCCAUUACAAAGGGAGACUUGGAGACUCAGACGCAGCUGGAGCAUGCCCGAAUACGGGAGCUCGAGCAGAGCCUCCUGUUUGAGAAGACACAGGCCGAAAAGCUUCUCAAAGAGAUGGAGGAGACGAGGCUGACCACUGUUGCCGAGAAGUCCAGAAUCCUUCAGCUGGAGGAAGAGCUGUCCUUCACGCGGACGGAGGUGGAGGAGCUGAGGCAGUGCUUGAAGGCCUCUAGCCAAGCCGAGUCUCCGGACCAGAGCUUUGGCCUGCAAUCGGAAGCCCUCCGCCUGCGGGAUCAGCUGCUUUCGGCCAACAAGGAGCACCAGAAGGAGAGUGUCCAGCUGAAGGAGACGUACGAGAAGGCCUUGAAGAAGCACCAGCAGGAGGUGGAGCGCUUGAAAGCUCAAAACGAGAAAUACGCCCAAGAAAUUGCGGACCUCAAGCAAAAGGUUCAGCAGGCCACCAACGAGAACAUGGGCUUGAUGGACAACUGGAAGUCUAAGCUGGACACCUUGGCGUCCGACCAUCAGAAGUCGCUUGAGGAUCUCAAGGCCACCUUGAGCACCGGUCCCGAUUCCCAGCACAAGGAGAUCGUGGAGCUGAAAACCGUGGUGGAGAGCGUCAAGCUGGAGCACCAGCUGGAGCUGGAAAACCUGAAAGCCAAGCACGACAUUGAGAUGGCCGUCCACGUGAAGGAGAAGGAGAGCCUGAAGCUGAAGCUGCAGGAAGCCAAGGACGCGGAGGAAGAAAGCAACAACAACUGGAAGGCGCAGCUGGAAAACAAAGCCAAGCAGCACCUGCUCGAAACCCAGGAGCUGAAGGAGAAAAACCGUGACGCUGAGCUCCGUGUGCGCGAGGCAGAGAAGCUGCACAGCGACUACAGAGACCAGGCCCAAGCCAUCGCUUUCUUGAAAGAGCAGAUCUCUCUGGCGGAGAAGAAGAGGCUGGACUACGAGACGCUUCAGAAGACGGAGGCCCAGAGCAAGGAAGAGAUCCAGCGGCUGCAGGAAAAGGUCCUGGUCUUGGAGAACAAGCUGCAGUCCACGGAGCCGCUCCUUCCUUCUCAACACGCCAAUAUGAUUGAAACCAAUGACAUUUCGGAAGAAAAGAUCAAAAUGAAGCAGACAAUGGAAGAUCUUCAGGAGAAGCUGAGCAAAAAGGACAAAGAGGUCUCGUCCCUGUUCUCCCAGACUGACCUCCUAAGGGCCCAAGUAAGUGCAUUGGAAAACAGAUGCAAAAGUACCGAGAGGAAGGCAGAUUCUCUGUUGAAAGAGAAGAAAAGACUGGAGGCAGAACUGGAGACAGUGUCCAAGAAAACGCACGAUGCUUCUGGUCAGCUGGUUCUGAUCAGUCAGGAACUACUGAAAAAAGAAAGAAGCCUGAACGAGCUGCGUGCUUUGCUUAUGGAGGCCAACCGUCACUCUCCAGGCCCCGAGCGGGACUUGAGCCGCGAGGUGCACAAAGCGGAGUGGAGGCUGAAAGAGCAGAAACUCAAGGAUGACAUCAAAGGCCUACGGGAAAAACUGAUCGUUCUGGAUAAAGAUAAAGCCGUCACGGACCAGCGGCGAUACUCCCUCAUCGACCCUUCGUCGGAGUCGGAGGUCCUGCGGUUGCAGCAUCGGCUGGUCAGCACCGAGGACGUCUUGAGGAACGCCUUGGAGCAGGGCCAGCAGAUGGAGAAGCUCAUGGAGGCCAUGAGGAGCUGCUCGGAAAAAGCACAGUUUUCUUGUGAUAAAAUUAGGUGCCUUGGCUUAUAUUCGGGUCGGCUUAUACUCGAGUAUAUACGGGACGGUUGGGAACUCCGGAUCUGCAAAUGGGAUCCAUCAACAGGAUAAAUCUCACAAACAAGAGGAGAAGCACUGAUGAAGGAGCCCAGGUGGAGAGGACUCUGGCGACAGGGUUUGCUGCUCAAAAGACGGGCCAAACAAGGGGUGCUUCCCCCCGUCCUACCACCCCAUGCCCACUUUCGGAGCCACACAAAGUGUUUUCCUGCACUACAAAACACGGCUAGUUUCACGGGCAACGAAUGGUAUCCUCCCCGGCUUUCCCAGCUGUGCCUGGCUCAUGAAGAAAAGCGGUACGAGAGUUGUAUGUUUGUCGCUGAAUUGCUGAAUUGCUUCUCCUCCACCAUUUGACUAUAUGGAUGGCAUGGGUCUCAUCUUGACAAGGAAUUUCCUUUUUUUCGGGUGGAGUUGCCCUCACGUAUUGGCUAACGGAAGUGUCCCAUCGCAGUGUCCAGUUGAGAGACGCAAGUCUUUUUGUUUUCCAUUGCAAAUCCCCCAGAAGGGAAUCUGCCUGUCAUUUUUCCCUCUUGUUUUUGAUGGCCAGUUGUCCCUCUCGAGGAAAAUAAUCCCUUCCCUACAUUAAAAAGACUCUUGAGGUACGUAACAUGAAGAGGAUGCAUCAUGCUGCUCCCAUGGCAAUUUUAAGGUGGACGUUUAACUUAUUAUUUUUCAAUUUUGGUAACGACUGAGUCCCAUGAGUUGCUUGGAGCUGUCAAGUUGUGCCUCUUCGAAGCGAGAUCGCCCUGCUUUAAGCCACUUUUGCCAAGGUUUGAAUCCGGGUCAAGCUUGAAUGUUGUUCAACAGAUGGGAUCACCUGCUUCUUCCCAUCUCUUGCUUGCUUCUAUCACAUUUCACCUGUAAUCCAAGUGUUAACUUUUCUAACAUGCAUCUGGGCCAAGGAUGAUGUCCCUCCACAAAAGGUUGUACUAUUUUUUGGCUUUAUCUGUGACUUAGUGUAUUCCCUCUGCCAAAAAAUAAUAAAUGAACAUUGCAGAAAGCUGGCACCAGAGGGGGGAGGAGCUUUA
This is a messenger RNA of Anolis carolinensis (green anole), 4593 nucleotides long. RefSeq names its product CAP-Gly domain containing linker protein 2 (gene clip2). Gene Ontology annotation, cellular component: cell cortex; microtubule plus-end; nucleus. NCBI's taxonomy places the organism in Eukaryota, Metazoa, Chordata, Lepidosauria, Squamata, Anolidae. Gene Ontology annotation, molecular function: microtubule plus-end binding. Bases 446 to 3619 code for a protein of 1057 amino acids. The transcript has 18 exons. Gene Ontology annotation, biological process: cytoplasmic microtubule organization. The record is from RefSeq and is a predicted model, not a curated record.